Molecule: messenger RNA, 2709 nt
Organism: Cylindrotheca closterium
Lineage: Eukaryota; Bacillariophyta; Bacillariophyceae; Bacillariales; Bacillariaceae
Source: the annotation of a GenBank genome assembly
AUGUCGGAAGAAUUCGGGAAAAGGGCUCGAAAGGAAAUGUUGCUUCUCGCUCCUAGUGCAUAUGCUUCAGAUGUUGGAAAGGAGAGUGCAACCCUUGUUGACUUUAUGAUUGACGUUUUGCAGUUGCAGAAAAGAUCAAUUUGGGAAGAUUUGAAUACAGAGAAUAAGGCAAAGCGGAUCUUUUGGCAGGCAAUAAUCAGCUGUUUGGAACACAGUACUACCUACACUGCCUUGACAAAGGCCAUGCCAGGAUGCAAAUACAGUCUUUACCAGAUUGCAAUUGAUGAAAAGAGACGCAACAAAAACAAAUGGAACGAUCUUAUGAACUUUCUAUCCAAAGGGAAAUAUAUGUUCCCUGAACAAGAAGACGAUGAGGCAGCUACAACCAUGCUUAUAUUUAUUAAAUCCACAAACUUUGGAACGAUGCUGCCCGAACUGAGGCAAGAGGUCACCAAAGAGUCAUUUGCAAAGCUCAAACUCAUCGAUUACUAUAUCAAUCGCAUCAUCGAUUGGUUGACCAAAACUAUAAUGAUGUACUAUGUUUGGGGUGCGAGAAAUACCCGACAAAACAACAAAAACAAUGAUGACCCAUUCAUCAAGAACAUCCUCGAACACCGCGUUGGGAGCAUCAUAUUUGAGGUACUGGCGAAAUGGGGAUUGGUGAUCCAAGGCAAACAACCGGCAUUGUGCAUUGAGCAGCAACCGAUUUCUGAGUACCCCAAUAGUGUUGAAUCAAACUUGUUUGGCUACGUGAAACGGGCGACUCUCCUCAUGGAGAGUGGACGCUACCAGUUUGACCACAACCUUGAUAGCAUCCAAGUUGGUCCUAAAUUUGGAACACCACAGUCUGUAUUACAGAAUACAAAGAUCAAAAACAUUAUGGGAUGUCUGCAAAAGGUUGUCGAUGAGCAGUAUACACCGAAAACGGUUCUGGUUAUUGGAAUGAUAACGCUAGCGAUUCCUCCAUUUCCCUUUCAUGCUGCCAAAGACAUGCUGUCAGAAGCCAUACACAAUAGCAAGCUAGAGGAAGAAGAACUUUGCGACUGGGCACGAUUGAGUAAGCUGCAAGAGACGCCCAAUGUUCAUGUUUUUACGAUCUCAUUUGAGGAAUGCCGAAACAAGCAUUACUAUGGAUUCCACCCUCAUCUCCAUAAAAGGUUGGACACCCAGGAUACCGGCACUACGCUUGUGGCAGCAGCAAGAGCUAUGUUAGAAGAGUAUGGACUUGAUGGAUUUGAUCAAAUUUGCAUCGAUUACUUCAACCCCCAAAAAAAAUAUGUUGUUGGACCGCAAUGCAGUGUUUCGAAACUGGCUGAGUUGCUCAAACCUGAUGGAGCAAUGUACAUCCCUUUUGAAGGAAGUUGUCUGGAGUUCCGGGAUGCACACGGUCCAUUCGAAGAGACCAGCCUGAAAAUAGAACCGUUUCAGCUUGACACAGAACACUUGCUCUGGAAUGCGGCACAAGCUGUCCCUCCAUGUUUCUUGGAAUGCCGUGACACCUCUCUUAUUAUUGAACCUCAUUUCAAGAUAUGUAGGGCCAAUAGCCGGUUAGAAGAUUGUUUCAAUUCCGAAAUAUUGAAAUGGGCUACAGACCACCAAAUGCAUGUGGAGACCAGGGCCAGGCACAAGCGACAAUGCUCGAACUCAUCACCCGACUUUGAGCUUCAAAUUGCGGACGAGGGAAAGAAAGCAAAAACUAAAAACCAUAUGACAGUCGGAGCUAAGAACACCUAUCCUAAAGAGCGGAAGACUGCAAAUUCGGACUGGACCAAAACAGAUGCAAAGCUUGUGGUCCAGACAGUUCCACACUUUUUCAAGGACACACUUCUCCUUGUUAUUGCGCAUGGAGGCUUCUGGAAGCCAAGGCCAGGGCUUAUACAAGGAGUGGUACAUGCUCUAGAACAAGCUGCAAAAGACGAUACAAAACUGAGCUGGAAGGGAAUUGCAAAGACAGCAGAGGAAGUGACUUUUUCUAACAAUCAUGGUCUCCCAAUUCAAAGCAGAAGCCAGUUAUGCGGCCGUUACUUCAUGUUCUUCUCGGCAGAUCAAAAGAAACAUGAUCCUGGAGCACAGCUUCCAGACGAUUGGAAAACGCUUGGUAAAAAUUUGAUUGACAAUGCGACAAUGUCUCUGAUUGAUGAGCUGGCGUUACAUGCAGCUCAAGUCAUUUAUGAGGAUUUGGCAAAGAUUCCAUGGCAAAACUUGAUCGCCGUAUUCCUUGUUCACCCGGGAAUCGUUGAGACCAACAAGGCAUACCACCAGCGCCUUCACUAUGAUAGGCCAAGACCUCAAGAAGGGAGGACGUUCUACAUUCAUGUCCCCCUCACUACUGAUGGCAUGAUGCUGAGAAUACUCCCAUCUGUAGCACAGAAGGGCUCUGGAAAACAGAGUGAGUUCGUCUUUGUUCCCUUCGGCUGUGCUCUCGCUAUUCCAGUGAAUCUCGCCCAUGCCGGCGUCUAUUCCAAGCCUGGAAGCGAUAUCAUCAACAGGCGAUUGCACAUAGUAGUCACAGAGAGAGCAACCCAAAGUUUGUUCACUCAGAGCGAACAGUUGGAUUGUGUAGGCCUCGACGACGAAUGUCUUCCAAAGAAGACCUUUGAAAACGCAAUGGAACCAACUUCCGAGCAGAAGGAGUUUGCUGAUAUGUAUCUGAUGCUUUAUAGACCAAUGCUGCAAAAGGCUUUGCAGCACCCCUGUCGUCUUCGGUAA